AAACCAAACCUGUGCAUGCGGGAGGUGGAGAGCAGCCAGGUGUGUAGGGAGAAGAUCCUGCUGAAACGUGUAGAUCCUCAAGGGCUCUAUCGUUCCUGCAGUCAGACCUUCAGCAUGAAAACCGCUCUGCUUUGGCUGAGCCUGCUGCCUCUCUACAGCUGUGCCUCCAUUGAUGUAUGCAACGAGGAGCUUCUGGAGAAUGUGGACUUUCAGGGAACAGAUAUUGCCGAACUUCAGUCUCCUGAUGUGGACCACUGCCAGCACCUGUGCACGCAGCACCCCGCAUGUCUCUUCUUCACUUUCUUUGGGUCCCUCGGGACUACAGAUGACAGGGCCUUCAAGUGCUACCUGAAAUCCACCCCCUCUGGAAAACCCACUUCCCAGACUCCAUUGAAUGGUGCCACAUCUGGUUUUUCUCUGAAGGCUUUCUCCUGCAAGCCAAACCUUGAACCUUGUCUGUCUCAGGUUUACCAGAACGUGGAUUUCGGCGGAGCAGACUACAGGUUCUUGUUCACAAACGAUAAUGAAGACUGUCAGAGAGUCUGCACUCUAGACCCGGCCUGCCAGUUCUUCACCUUUCUGGAAGGAGAUUUCCGAACACAGGAUGUCAGGUUUCGAUGCCACCUUAAAUACAGCUGGAAUAUACCCAGGAUUCCAAAUAUAGAGAGAAAGACUGGCGUCACAUCUGGAUUUUCACAAAACUUGUUUUUAAAUCAAGAUUUUAAAAAAGGCUGUCAGAAAACAUUUUUUGUGAACAUGGACAUCCCAGGAAAUGACCUGGAGUUGGUUAAAGCAGCUUCAGUGGAGCACUGUCAGGUGAUGUGCUCGGCUCACCCUCAGUGCACGUACUUCUCCUUCCAAAGUACUGGGUUUAACUGCAAUUUGAAGAACAACCAACAGAGCUUGGUGACUGUAGCUAAAGAGGGAACGACUUCAGGGCUGCCGGCACGAUUCUGUCAGCUUGCCGACGACUGGUUGACGACGCGUUAUGAAGGGAUUGAUUUUUUUGGUUCUGAUAUUGGCUUUGAGCCGAUGGACAAUGUCCAGCAGUGUCAGACGAAGUGCACCGCCUCUCCUUUCUGCCAGUUCUACACCUACGCAGAUGCGAGCUUCCCUGACCCCAUAGCUAGGCGCCGCUGCUAUUUAAAGCGUGUGGUCACCCUGCCGGCUCCGCCCAGCGUCACGAAACUGACAGGAGCAGUUUCCGGUUUUUCUGGGAGGAACUGUGGGACGAUAGUUUUCUGAAACUUCAUUUGCAAAAUAAACAAAUCUUCCUUUAAUGGC
Molecule: messenger RNA, 1284 nt
Organism: Oryzias latipes (Japanese medaka)
Lineage: Eukaryota; Metazoa; Chordata; Actinopteri; Beloniformes; Adrianichthyidae
Product: plasma kallikrein
Biological process (GO): proteolysis
Cellular component (GO): extracellular region
Molecular function (GO): protein binding
Source: RefSeq, a predicted model, not a curated record